Poecilia reticulata (guppy) is the source of this 6909-nucleotide messenger RNA. Lineage: Eukaryota; Metazoa; Chordata; Actinopteri; Cyprinodontiformes; Poeciliidae. The record is from RefSeq and is a predicted model, not a curated record.
UCCACUUUAUUUCACUGAAUUGUUUGACAUAUGGGAUGAAGUUCUGAAAACAAACUGGAUCCUGUUGUCAUUUGUUGUGAAUUAGCGCAACGUUUAAAAACUGGACUGAAAUAAUUAUGCGGAAGAUGCUCUUAUUCUGAAGGGUCUGGCCGGAAACAGUACUUUCCCCGUUACUUUAGAGUCCCAGAGGCUCCAAGGAGAGAAAGACCCGCUGCUGACGGAGAGGAAGGACUUCACCCCAACAGGACCGGAACCAGCCCCAAAGCCCUCCGAGAACUGGACCGAACGGAACCCGAACAGAACCGACUCGGUUCUGUUCGGAACUUUGGGCCGGAGCUGCUGUUAUCUUCAGCGGGAACGCAGAGGAAUGGGUCGGCCGAGGAAGAAACCCUCCUGUGGGUGUUCAGAGUGAAACCGACCCGAGGGAGGAAGAGGAGCAGUGAGGAGGAAGACUCGGUUCCGAACAGGAGGACGGGAUGAAGAUGGGGGGAAGAGGAGGAGCGGCGCUGCUGGAGCUCUGCGGGGUUCUGCUGCUGCUGGCCGGAAGCUGUCACUGCCGAGACUCUCAGCAGACCGAGCAUCUGGCCUCGUACCAGCUGACUGCUCCUCGGCCAAUAGGAGGCCGGCUGAGGCGGGACGCUGAGGGCAGGCCGCCCAAUCAGAGAUCCGCAGCAGCGUUUGGCAGAAACGCCUGGACUGGGUUCAGAAAUCCUGCUGUCUCCAUGGCAACCAUCGGAAACGCCACGAAGCGCCGCCUGCUGUUUACAGUCGGCAACUGUUACCGACUGCUGGACCAGAACCGGGCCCCCAGUUUCACUGGACCAGAACCAGGCCCCCAGUUUCACUGGACCACAACCGGGCCUGGACCAGAACCGGGCCCCCAGGUCCUGCUGCCUCCAGAUUUCACCGUCUUCACCUACGGCCCAAACGGAUCCCUGAUCACAUCCAGACCACCUGUCCAGAACCACUGCCAGUACCAGGGCUUCGUUCAGGACAUGGAGGGCUCUGCUGUGGCCAUGAGCGUCUGCGGCGGCCUCAGAGGAGUGAUGCAUCUCACCAACGACAGCUACGGCAUCGAGCCGCUAGGCUCCGCCCCCGAGCAGCACCUGCUCUACCGCCUGCAGGAUGUGACAUCACAGCCCCGAGGAUGUGGAACGCCUCACUACAGGCACGACGACGCUACGGAGCACGCUCAGUCCGACCCGGAGGAGAUCCAGCACCGCCGGCGCAGCAGGGUAAAGAGAGCUGUUCUCCACAAGACUCACUAUGUGGAGCUGCUGCUGGUGGUGGACAACGACAGGUUUAAACACAUGAAUGGAAACGAGACGGCGGUUAGAGAGCAGAUGAUUCACCUGGCGAACCUCAUAGACGGCAUCUACACGCAGCUGAACGUCCGGGUGGUUCUGGUCGGUCUGGACAUCUGGACCAAGCAGAACCUGAUCAACACGGAGGGCGGAGCCGGCGAGGUGCUGAGCCGCUUCACCCAGUGGAGGGAGAAGGAGCUGGUUCCCCGGCGGCGCCACGACUCGGCCCAGCUCAUCCUGAUGAAGAGCUUUGGUGUAACAGCAGGAAUGGCGUACGUCUCCACCGUCUGCUCCAGAAGUCACGGGGGAGGAAUCAACGCGUUCCUGAACAACAACGUCGCGGCCUUCGCCUCCAUCGUGGCUCAUGAACUCGGACACAACCUGGGGAUGAACCACGACGACGGGCGGAGCUGCAGCUGCCCCGCCGCCGCCUGCAUCAUGCACUCCGGAGCCACGUGGCGCCGCGUCCUCGGGGUGGCGCUGCCUCUAACUCGUUGUGCGUUUCAGAACGGACAUCCCUGCCGGAACCAGCAGGCUUACUGCUACAACGGGAGGUGCCAGCACCUGGACGGACAGUGCCAGGCCCUGUUCGGACCCAAGGCAACGGCCGCUCCGGACAUCUGCUUCAAAGACGUCAACAGCAAAGGAGAUCGCUUCGGCAACUGUGGCUACCAGCACUUCGGCUACAAGAAGUGUGAGAGCAGAAACGCUCAGUGCGGGAAGCUGCAGUGUCUGAACGUGAAGGGGGGGACGGUGUUCGGCAUCCUGCCGUCCAUCAUCACCACUCCGAUACACGGAGCCACCUGCUUCGGGGUCGACUUCAUGCUGGGAUCCGACGUUCCCGACCCGGGAAUGGUGAACGAAGGGACCAAGUGUGGAGACAACCAGGUGUGUAUGAACUUUGAGUGUCGCAGUGCAGAUGUCCUGAGCUACGACUGUGACGUGGAGACAAAGUGCCAUGGACACGGGGUGUGUAACAGCAACAGGAACUGCCACUGCGACUACGGCCGGGCGCCGCCGUCCUGCAAGCUGUCGGGCUACGGCGGCAGCGUGGACAGCGGACCCACGUGGAACGAUAAGGACACGUCUCUCAGGGACGGCCUCCUCGUCUUCUUCUUCCUCGUCCUUCCUCUGCUGGCUCUGGGAGCGUUUGUCUUCCUGCGCCGCCACGAGCUGCUGCGGCGCCUCGGACUGAUCCGCAGGAAGAGGUCGCAGGGAUACCAGCAUCAAGCUCAGCUGCUGCCGCCGCUGCAGGUGGUGGAGACCAGUGAGACCAGUGAGAGAGCUCCGCCCUUCGCUGCACGGCCGCCGCCGCCGCCUCUAAAACCGAAACCUUCUGCUGCAUCUCAGCCUCUGGUGCCUCAAAGACCCGCCCCCGCGCCGCCCGUUUAGCCAAUCAGGAGCUUCCUCUCGACUCCGCCCUCCUCUUCCUCCUGACCUUCAGUCUGCGCUCUCUGGUUCCUUAGCAACACCCAGGGAGGGAUCAGGGAGGCGGAGCAGCCGGACUGGGACUGGGCCGACAGGUCGGACUGGGCCGACAGGUCGGACUGGGACUGGACCGACAGGUCGGACUGGGACUGGGCCGACAGGUCGGACUCGGACUGGGCCGACAGGUCGGACUGGGACCGGGCCGACAGGUCGGACUCGGACUGGGCCGACAGGUCGGACGGGUCGCAGCAGGACUGAACCGAAGCGGCUCUUUCUUUGGUUCACCUUGACCUGGUCAGGUGACCUCUGCUGUAGCCAAACCAGCCAAUCGGAUAAACCACAUAGCAGCUAAACACACAGUUCAUGUUCAUAAAGCUGUUACUGGAGCAGAAAUAACGCCGAGUUCACUCACUGCCACCCGGAGCAGUUACAUUCAGAUUCCACUGGGGCCGUUACCUGGGCUCCCAGUGUUCCCAGUUACAUGAUGGUAAACCUUAGCAGAAACACUGGCCCAGCUCUGGUGCAGUUUUAUGAUGCAAUCAAUCAAUCAAUACUUUAUUUUGGUAAAUUGCCCACGUUAAACACAAACAAAACAACAUUAACAAACCCAUCAUUUGCCAAAGGGAUGGGCUGAACCCAGCUCAUUCCUACCUGUUUUAUACAACAACCUGCCAAGAUUUCUACACAAACAUAUAUACAUUUACCAUAUGCAAUAAAAUGAUCAUAUUCCUUCAUAAGUUUUACAGAGCAAAUCAUCAGUACCCAUAAAAUGCUAAUAUGCCAUUCCCAUCAGCUGCCGAGCUGUUAGCCUGUAAGCUAACAAUUCAUUAACUGACUGCUAAUAUAGCAACUUAUAGCCUUGAUAUUUAUAUAGAUAAAUAUGGACAGAAAAUACUUUAACUUUCCAAUCAUUCUCUAAAAUUAUUAAAAUAUCCAAUUUGGGUGUUAGCAGCUGAUGCUAACUACAUUAGCAUGCUACGUUAUCGUUCUCCAGACUGAGCAGCAGUAUUUUUAAUCAAACUGUUUAAAACGUUUCAUACAAUGUUUGCGUUAUUACCAAUAAAUAUUAAAAACAUGCUAAAUCAGUAAUAUUUACAACCCUGUCAGAAAACCACCGUAUUUGUCUAGUAAGUGUUAGCAUGCUAACAUUAGCAUCUUCUGUUACAGCAGUGGUGAAUUAGACUUGAUGACAAAAGUUUCAAACACUGUUUCAGUGCUUUUGUGAUAUUUAUUAGCGACAAUUCUGUAUUGUCUAUUAAUUAAAUCAUAUUUAAUAUUUAAAAUAUCAGAAAACCACAAUUAUGUUAGCAUAGCAUUAGCAUCUUCUGUUCCGGUGGCAGUGAAUUAGACUUGAUGAAAAAGUUUCAGGGCUUCCAUUAGUGUAUGUUUUUAACGAUAAUGAAUAAUCUAUUAAUCCAACCAAUAAUCUUUAAUUAUUGUGGAUUUCUUUAUCUGAAAGCCACAAUUAUCUGAGGACUUAUUGUUAGCAUGCUAACAUUAGCGCUUCAGUGCAUCAAGACUUAAUGGCAUGUGCGCUUUUUGUAAAUUUUUGCCAUGUUUUGAAUUUGUCUGGAAACACCAGAAAAAUGUGGCAGAGGGUGUGAAUUUUAACUGUUAGCAUGCUAACAUUAGCAUUGCUGCAGCUGCAUACUGGACUUUACUGGAGUAAUUGUCUACAUCACCCAGUAAAGGAGAUGUUUAAUAAGAAGGAGCAUGACAUCUUGCCAUUAAAAAGAAGGUAGCCUCGCUCUGAUUGGCUGGUUUGUGUUGCAGGGGGCGGAGCCUUCACCUGGUUUCUGUAAUCUUUUCUAGUUAAAGAGCCUGCGUUGUCGUGUUGAACUGCAGCUCCGCUCAGCACUGUCAUAGGAAUGUAGCGCACCCUACAGGCGCCGUGUGGAGGUGCGUUUAGUUUCAGCACCCCGCCCCGCCCGGCUUUCUCCCAGUAUGCAACACGAGGAGCUCAGGGCGGCUCAGACUUUUGGUUUUCCAUGUGUGGUUCGCAGCGUCUGCACGAUUUAUGCAGCAGCGAAGAAAACGUGUCUGCAGCGCUGCACUGACUGGACCUGGACCUGGACCCGGAUCUGGGUCUGGAGCCAUGUCUGGAUCUGGAUCUGGAUCUGGAUCUGGAUCUGGAUCUGGACCUGGAUCUGGAUCUGGACCUGGGUCUAGAUCCAUGUCUGGACCUGGAUCGGGACCUGGUCCUGGACCUGGUUCUGGACCUGGAUCUUUAUCUGGAUCUGGUCCUGGACCUGGUUCUGGACCUGGUUCUGGACCUGGUUCUGGACUUGGCGGACUCUCCCUGCUCUUCUUUGCACAGAACCCUGAGGACUCUGCGUUAGGGCUAACUAACUUUGUGCCAACUGACUCUUGGAUGCCAAACCGAGACGUGAGGCGGGAAGAAGCGCCGGUCGGCGCCGGCCGGGCAGAAGUGUCCAGUCAGCGCCAUCCGGUCAGUGCCGGCCAUCCGGUCAGCGCCGGCCAUCCGGUCAGCGCCGGCUGGUCAGCGAGGAGGAAACGACUCAGAUCUCAUGCUGAGGCUCAAACCAGCUGGACGCUCAGACAUCAUGUUCAAACACGUCGACUCCUCCUGACCCUCCACUAGGACAGGAUUUAAAAGCUGGAAACUGAUUGGUUUUUUAAAAUCAUUAUUUCUCCUCUGUCAUUUCAGUACGGCAGCCAAGAAGGGACAAAUCUACCCUGGGCUCUUAAUCAGAUUUGUACAGAUAAUUUUGACCUCCAGUUUAUUUUGUACCUCUGGUUUGAUGCUGAUUCUGCGACUCGGUGCUUUAGACGCUGCACAUUUCACCAGACGUCUGCGUUUCACAGAAUGCUGCGUAGCUUCUGCUGAGCGGUUCGUCCCGGCCGUAGCUCUGGCUCAGGUGAUCCAUGUCAAGAAUUAAAUAUGAAAAAUAUAAAAUAUCACCCAGAGAUAUCAUCAAAACAUCAGCUGCUAAUACGCGUUUCUUGUUUGGUAAUUUCCAGUGGUGGACACAUUUCUGCUAAUGUGCUAACAUUAGCAACAGCAGAGCUAAUACGUCAUUCUUUUUAGCUUUUGCUAGCUUUGAAAGCAUUUAGCAUACUUAGCUUCCCCUAAAUUAAUUUGUCCAUAUAAAUUAUAAAGCACUGAUUUAAUUCACUGUUUUGCAAAUUGAAUUCAAUUGAAUAAAAUUUGACGCCUGUGAUUUGGACGUUUAUAGUCAUGCUUUUAUUUUGACGGGGGUGAAGAUGCAGCAAUUCUGUUUCCUCACAUUCUAUUUUUAAUCAAGAAACUUUGAGCAGCUGGCAACAAACAAGCAGCAACGUUGGUGUAGCGCUUUAGCGUUAGCUUAUGCUAAAUACCAUGUUGUUUAGCGUUAGCAGAGCUACUGUGUUGGGGCUUUGGGGUUAGCGCAGCUAGCUUUGCAGUUAGCCGUGCCCACCACUAAACCUGCAGGCUGUCAGCAGGGGGCGCUGGUGCACACAGUUGUCACUGUACAAUACAAUAAAGGACCAUAAACACGAAGGUCAAGAAUAUUUCCAUUAAUAAUAAAACUGAGAAUCUGAGAUUCAACUGAAAUUCACUGAAACUGACGAGUUUUCACCAGAGCUUCUGGUUGCAUUUAAACUUUAUACUGUUAAAAGUACGUUCAGCAGAGCAGAAACAGUCAUACUGCAAAUAUAUUCACAGUAAAUAAUAAAUGAAAGAAGUUGUUUGUAGGUGAUCUGCCAGAGGUUAAAGCCAUAUUUUAAAAUCUGAUGGUUCGAGUCCAAACAUGAAUUUGUCUAAAGCUGAUGGGUUUGUUCACCGUGUCGGUCCUUCAGGUCAGAGGAAAUAUUCACUCUUUACGUUUAUAAAUCGAUAAUAUAUAUGGAUAUAAUUCACGGGUGUUGAGGAAUAUGAAGUAGGGCUGAUGGAUGUGAGCUCGUUUCAUUGGUGAACCUGAGAAUCUUAUUUUACUAAAUGGUUUUAUAGGAUUUUUGUUUGUUGAUUCUGUUUCUGGUAAACAUUUCCUGUUUUUAUGUCGGGUUUAAAUAAAACUCUUCCUGCCCCGACUGGAGGUCAGAAGUUCACACGUUCAUUCGUCCGGACAGGAAGUCUGACUGUUUUUAAACGGGGAUGCUGGUGGACCCACUGCGGUUGCUACGGCAACAGUGAUGUAUUUCAGCUCCGUAAUUUAAUAAACUUGAUUAAAUCUGA